This is a messenger RNA of Neurospora crassa OR74A, 744 nucleotides long. RefSeq lists its product as hypothetical. NCBI's taxonomy places the organism in Eukaryota, Fungi, Ascomycota, Sordariomycetes, Sordariales, Sordariaceae. The record is from RefSeq and is a predicted model, not a curated record. Bases 1 to 744 code for a protein of 247 amino acids. The transcript has 8 exons.
AUGGAGGGUACGGGCAAGAACGUGGGCAAGGAGCGAGAGGACAAGCUCGCUGACACAAUGAGAGGCUUGCCCGAUGUUGUUGCGGAGGAUGUGGAGAUCGGAAAAAGAAGUCGCUCUGGAGAUUCGCUCGGUGGUGCCGUAGCUGUGGCAAACUUGUUUAGAAAUUUCCCUCGACCAUGUGUUUCUCCGAGCAACGAUAGCGACCAAAAUUCUAGGCUGUCCCCAGCGUGUCUUCGCCUAAUGAACAAGACAAUGAUGCCGUAUAAUCUGGUCGAGGGGAGUGCAGGAUCGCAAUUGUAUCCGUUGCGAUACCGUAAAGACCCGUAUUUACCAGCGAUAAACAUCCGCAAUCUUGAGAUCGAGGUAUCAAAAGGUUCCGCGCCAGGAGAAACCCGCCGGGCAAGGAGUGAUGCCCCAGAGGCGGAUUGCUGCAGCGUUGGUCAUGAAGAGGCGGAAAGGUUUGACGUGUUCGGCAACGGCCGAACAAAGCUCUUGCAGGGAGGCCAAAUCAAGGCCAUACAGGCAGCUUUGGACGGGCACCUCUUCAGACACAGCCGUUGGAGUGGCCCGGGCGAUACGUCCGUUACUAGGAUUGUGAUGCACGCCAUCGAGAGAGCAUGCAAACUGCCCGGGGCCCGGCAAGGUAGUGUUCAGUGUCCCAUCUCUUUCUUGCCCCCAUACACCAAAGAUCAAACGGGUGAGGGGAUGCUCUGCGGUAGGGAGGUCAGCAGCUGGGCUGAGUGA